Molecule: messenger RNA, 3337 nt
Organism: Cyprinodon variegatus (sheepshead minnow)
Lineage: Eukaryota; Metazoa; Chordata; Actinopteri; Cyprinodontiformes; Cyprinodontidae
Gene: aplp1
Product: amyloid beta (A4) precursor-like protein 1
Exons: 17
Coding region: 218-2368 (716 amino acids)
Biological process (GO): central nervous system development; axonogenesis
Cellular component (GO): Golgi apparatus; plasma membrane
Molecular function (GO): heparin binding; alpha-2B adrenergic receptor binding; alpha-2A adrenergic receptor binding
Source: RefSeq, a predicted model, not a curated record
CCAGUCUUCAUCCACAUAACAGCUCGGCCUGCCAUUGGAGAGCCCGCUGGAGAGAGUGAGCAGAAAGAGGAGGACGCAGGAGAAAAACGCAGGCUAUCAGUAUCUGCGCCUCUACCGAUGCAACCAGACAGCUUCUACUGGAGACAGAUAUUACACAUUAGAAAGUUCGUUAUUUAGAUAAAAGGGACAAAGAGGGAGAGGCAAAAAAAAAAAAAAAAUGGGGCAUACCGCAAUUCCAGUCCUGGUGGCUUUAUUGUCCUACUGCGUGUUGGAAAACGUUGAGGCUCUCUCCAUGGCUGAGGUGAACGGGCCUGGCUCCCAGCUGGCAGAGCCACAGAUUGCCAUGUUUUGCGGCAGACAGCUCCUGCACAUGAACAUACAGACCGGGCAGUGGGAGCCAGAUCCUCAGGGCCGUCAGGGCUGCUUUAAAGAGCCCAAUGAAUUCCUGUCUUACUGUCAGGAGAUGUACCCAGCGCUUCCAAUCUCUCACAUAGAGGAGUCUAAAAGACCCGUCACCAUCUCGGCCUGGUGUAAGGAAGGACUGGGUCACUGUCAGACGCACCCCUUCUUCGUCCUUCCCUACCGCUGUCUCGUUUUGAGUUCCUUUCUUUCUGCUGCAGAAGGCGAGUAUGUGAGUGAAGCCCUGUUGGUGCCCGACAGGUGCCGUUUUCUUCACCAGGAGCAGAUGAACAUCUGUGAGAGUUACGUCUACUGGCACAACAUUGCCAAAGAGGAAUGCACUGCAGAGAAUCUUGAGCUGCACAGCUACGGGAUGCUGCUGCCAUGUGGGGAUCACUUCAGAGGUGUAGAGUACGUCUGCUGCCCGGGAAGGAGCCCCUCAAAUGGAAAAGGGGAGACAGAGGAAAAGGAGGUCCCUCAAAUGCUUGCAUCCCAGACUGCUGCAAAACCUGGCUCUGUCAAGUUGAUGGCACCUACUCCAAGCCCCACCCCAGAAAAGGAAGUGGACGAUGUAGACAUGGAGGAGGAGGACGAUGAAGUGGUAGAUGAAGAAGAGGAUGAAGAGGAGGAAAACUUUGAUGAGGAUGAGGCAGAAGAAGAAGAAGAGGAGGAAGAAGAAGAAGAAGAAGAAACAACAGCUGCAAAGGAGCAGGAGGAUUAUGAAUACCCUCUUGAUCCUUACCGGACAUCUGACUACUCCUUCUACUAUGACGACAGUCACAAACCCACAACGUCUACCCCUUUGGUCAAGGGAGACAUCUUUACUACAACUCGCCCCACAGAUGGGGUUGAUGUUUACUUUGAGAAGCCAGUGGAUGACACCGAGCACGCCAACUUCCUGCGUGCCAAAACGGACCUGGAGGAGCGCAGAAUGAAGCGCAUCAAUGAGAUAAUGAAGGAAUGGGCGGAGGCUGACCAUCAGUCACAAAACCUGCCAAAGUCAGAGCGACAGGCUUUAAAUGAGCAUUUCCAGUCUGUGCUGCAGACGUUGGAGGAACAGGUUGCUGGGGAGAGACAGAGGCUAGUGGAGACUCAUCUCGCCAGAGUCGAGGCCAUUCUCAACAACAACCGCCGCCUAGCUUUGGAGAACUACCUGACGGCUGUACAAUCUGAUCCCCCCCAGCCUGAGCGGGUGCUUCAGGCUUUAAAACGGUACAUGGCUGCAGAGCAGAAGGACCGCAGACACACUCUAAGGCACUACCAGCAUAUUGUGGCUGUCGACCCACAGAAAGCUGAGCAAAUGAAAUUCCAGGUGUACACACAUCUACAUGUCAUUGAGGAAAGGAUGAACCAAAGUCUUGCUCUGCUUUAUAAGGAUCCAACAUUAGCUGAGGAGCUACACAGUGACAUCCAGGAGCUUGUCAAGGCAGAGCGAGGCGACAUCAGCGAGCUCAUGACUACUUCCUUCUCCGAGACCCGGACCACUGAAGUGCUCAUACCAGCAGAGAGCGAGGAAGAGAAGGAUGACGAAGAGGAGGAGGAGAGGGCCUUCCAGAACCGGCCUUACCCUCCUCGCAUCGAUCUACACUCCAAUAGGAAAGAGGAUGAAUAUGAUUAUACCACAUCUGAAAGAGGCCGUAAUUAUGAAUAUGAGGAAAAGAUUAACACCUCUGCUGAGCUCAAACAGGUGGUGAAACCAAAUGAGAUUGCAAGAGAUGAACUGCAGCCCGAUGUCCUGGAUACGUUUAACCGUGGUGCCAUGGUUGGCUUGCUGGUGGUUGCUGUAGCAAUUGCCAUGGUGAUGGUGAUCAGCCUGCUGUUGGUGCGCAGGAAGCCAUACGGCACUAUUAGUCAUGGCAUUGUCGAGCAGGUCGACCCUAUGUUGACACCCGAAGAAAGGCAGCUCAACAAAAUGCAAAACCACGGCUACGAGAACCCCACCUACAAGUUCUUUGAGCAAAUGAACUGAAGCUCUGAAUGCUACCAGCAAGUCAUGCCUCACCACAUGUUUUGUCCCCCCCCCACACUUGUCCAUACAAUGAUGUCCCAGCUGCACUUCCUGUGACAGUUUGAUGAUGUGUUGCAGAUUUUAUUUAACUGGUGAAACUAGGGUGCUUCCCCAAAACCAGUUAAUUGCAUCAUAAAGUGAUUAAUGAGAUACGAUACAACCCUGUGUUAAUUAUUGUAGUCAAAUAUUCCUUAACGUGAAGCAGAGCUACAGACCAUCCACCUCAUUCCUGUGGCAUGACGACCUACUGCUCCUCACUAGAAACUGAAUUUUGAAUGGUACAUAAUGCUUUAUUAUUACUAUUUAUUUUUCAUUCGUAGUUUCUUUGUUGAGAUUGUACCACAGUAACAGUUCUCUGUGUAGAUGAGUGUGAAUGGCAGCCUAGUUUAUAAUCGAGCUGAAAAACUUACCUCUACGAGUCACUGACAGCUGUAGGUAAAGUAGUGAAGGUUUUGAAUGUAUGAGACAAACAGGCUUCAAUUCAAAAACAAAUUAGUACAGAAACGCUGUUUCAGCUGGUGGCACAAAAAAAUCUUUAGACAUUUAGCAAAAUAUACCCUAAAUAUCAAUUAAGCUGUAUAUUUGUUUUAUUGUUUGGCUUUCAAAAACAGCUGUUCUACGAAAAAAUUAGAAGUCUUUUAUUUUACUGAAAGCAUGACAACUUUGGUGUAUGAUGCUGCAGUAUUUCUUUGUGUUGUUCUUGUCAUUGCUUUUGAAGAGUCCAGAAUGUUCCUAAAGGACACUGUAAAUACCGUAGGACGUAUCCGCUACUAGAUGUAGACAUUUCUAUUAUUAAUUUACAUCGGUGUAAUGGAAAAAAUGCAUAAAAAAAAGAUUAAGAAACAAUAAACACAUUGUGCUGUUUUGAGAAGGAGAAACAUUUUCCUAACAUGGCUGAUUGAAAACGGACUGUUGUAAAAACCAGCACAA